Messenger RNA from Linum tenue, 2186 nucleotides. The record is from the annotation of a GenBank genome assembly. NCBI's taxonomy places the organism in Eukaryota, Viridiplantae, Streptophyta, Magnoliopsida, Malpighiales, Linaceae.
CCACUUGGCGCCGGUGAAGUGACAGUUAAUUUUCUCGCCACAAUUUCCUCCAUUUUCUCGAGAAAAUCCAACCUCCCAGCUUUCCCCGCCAUAACUGUUUUCCCCAGACCGCGUCGCCAGACAAAACAAAAGAGAUUCGUCCAGGGGAGAAUCCCUUACGUGGCGACCCCUGAUUGGUCUGUCGUCCGCUCCCUGCGUCACCGUCUCACAGUUGUAACGAACACGCAAUCCAAGAGGAUGGAUUUACGCGGGCAGUUGGCUCGCUCUACUUAUUAAGCAAACCCAGCUGGGCGUCGAGAAUUCUCUGUAGCUGUGAAUUUCCCAACGAAAUGGCAAUCAAGACAAAUGGGUUCAUCGAUGGGAUCUUCCCAGAGGAGCUGAAGAGAGUGCUGCAAUCUCUGGCCAUGGAAUGGGGAGAUGUGGUGGAGGACAUGAAAGCCUUGCAGGUGAUACCAAUGAAAGGUGCGAUGACUAAUGAGGUGUACCAGGUUAACUGGCCGACUAAAGGAGGAGGGGAAGGAAUCCACAGGAAGCUGUUGAUUAGAAUCUAUGGCGAAGGGGUUGAUCUGUUCUUCAACAGGGAUGAUGAAGUCAGGACGUUUGAGUGUAUGUCUAACCAUGGUCAGGGACCUAGGCUUCUUGGCAGGUUCCCUGAAGGCAGGGUUGAAGAGUUCAUCCAUGCUAGGACACUUUCAGCUGCUGAUCUAAGGGACCCUGAGACUUCUGCUCUGAUAGCAGCAAAGAUGAGGGAGUUUCACAAUCUGGAGAUGCCUGGCUCAAAGACUGUGUCACUUUGGAACAAAAUGAGGGAUUUGUUGGGUGAGGCUAGAAGCUUGUGCACUGUGAGAGAUGCUAAAGAGUUUCGCUUGGAUGUUUUGGAAGAUGAGAUCAAUAUGCUGGAGAAGGAGAUCUCAAAAGGGUGCCAUCAGAUUGGAUUCUGUCACAAUGAUCUGCAAUAUGGCAAUAUAAUGAUCGAUGAAGAAACAAAGGCUAUCACUUUGAUUGUAAGUCUAUUACACCUUUCUUUCUCAUGACUUGUUCACCAAUUUAAGUUACUGUUGUGUUUAAGCUGUGAUUUUCUCUUCGUUUCCCAGAUGUUGAAUGGACCGUAUCUGUGUUUAAUUGAUCUCUAAUGUUAAGAAGUUUAAGUAGGACAGAAACAAAGACAACUUCUUUUGUACUUUAGCUGAAUUAGCUGCUUUAUAGCCAUAUUUAACAGUUCCAAAUAGGCCAUGUGCAUGGACCAAAUCCCAAAAAGAACUGUGUUGAAUAUGUUACAAUUCUGAUUAAUCAACUCUUAUUUUGUUUUCAACAUGUUCAAAGUGGUCUGUGUGGCAUAUGCAUGUUUGUUACUGGUGACGAUUGUUUAUUUUUUGUUAAAACUGUUGCAGCUCUGAAAUUAAUUUCCAACCCAAAACAUUGAGAACCCAAUGAAAAGGUCCUUCCUUUUCUGAGGUAUUUCUCCUUCGAGGAAAGGUUCGGUUUGGCUUAAUAACUAGAAAAAUGUGUUUCAGUGCAUAUAUAUACUUGUUUCUUAUAAUCUCCUUCAUUCCAACACUUUGCAGGAUUACGAGUAUGCAAGCUACAACCACAUUGCUUAUGACCUGGCAAAUCACUUCUGCGAAAUGGCUGCGAAUUACCAUUCUGAUACUCCACACAUCGUGGAUUUCAGCAAAUACCCAGGACACGAAGAGCGCUGCAGAUUCAUCCGUGCUUACCUCAGCUCGUCUGGAGACAAGCCAACGGAAGAUGAAGUGUUGCAACUAGCUCAGGCUGUAGAAAACUAUAAGCUUGCAAACCAUCUUUUCUGGGGGCUAUGGGGCAUAAUUUCGAGAUACGUGAACCAAAUCGAUUUCGACUAUCUGGAGUAUGCGAGGCAGAGAUUGCAGCAGUACUGGAAGAUUAAGCCAAUGCUUCUUCUGGAUUCAUCGGUUAAUUCAUGUGAUAGCAAUGGAUAUGCAGGAGUUGGAACAAGGGAAGGGGCUUAAAUAAAAAGAUUCUGUUUUGAUUGGAAAUUUGUAUAAAAAGAAAUGUGUUGGAGAAAGGGAGAAGUUAGGGUUCAUUAGUUUUUGAACUCAAUUAUAGACUUCAGAGUGUGUGUCCUACUUGAUAGUGUAACAUAUAUAUAGUCAAUCCUUGGUAAUAAGAAGUUCGAUGUUUACAGAGUAUUUCGAUUCGGAGCAAAU